Molecule: messenger RNA, 4427 nt
Organism: Thalassophryne amazonica
Lineage: Eukaryota; Metazoa; Chordata; Actinopteri; Batrachoidiformes; Batrachoididae
Gene: pms1
Product: PMS1 homolog 1, mismatch repair system component
Exons: 18
Coding region: 1-4251 (1416 amino acids)
Biological process (GO): mismatch repair
Cellular component (GO): MutLalpha complex
Molecular function (GO): ATP binding; ATP-dependent DNA damage sensor activity; mismatched DNA binding
Source: RefSeq, a predicted model, not a curated record
AUGGUGCCCACUUUCCUUACAUCGGAGAGUGUCCUUGCUGAACUUCAUUUCGCACCUCUGUUGCAACUGGGCACGCCCAGACUGAUCUGUCCGUGUGACUUUGUGCAGGUGGCUGUGACUACGAAGACAAAUGAGGAUGACGUCAGCACCCAGUAUGUGCUCGACUUCAUGGGGAAGAUCAUUUCUCAGAAACCGUCUCACUUAGGUCAAGGUACCACAGUGAGUGUACUGAAGCUUUUCAAGAACCUUCCAGUCAGGAGGCAGUACUAUUCCUCCACAAAGAAAUGUAAGGAAGAAGUAAAGAAAGUGCAGGAGCUGCUCGUGGCGUACGCCAUCAUAAGACCCGAUCUGCGUCUCACGCUCACUCAUAACAGGGUGGUGGUUUGGCAGAAGACCAAGGUUGCUGAUCACAGAAGCGCCCUUCUUGCUACACUGGGGUCCAGUGCUGUUGCCAACCUGCUUCCUUGCCACCAUCAGCAAGAACAACCAGAGAUUUUAUUGGAUGGCUUUUUCCCGAAGCCUGGAGCAGAUCAUAGUUCUACAAGCUCAAGUAGCCCUGACAAAACAUUCAUCUUUGUCAACAAUCGACCUGUCCAAAACAAGAUAUUGUUGCGUCAGCAUUACGCAGCGCAGUAUGCAGACGACUCGGCUCGAAAUCGCUAUCCCCACCUCAUGCUCAGGAUCACAGUUCCACCAUACUCCGUGGACGUCAAUCUGACACCGGACAAGACCCAAGUUCUUCUUCAUCAUAAGACCACAAACAGCAGCUCAUCAUCCUCUGUAGCAGAUGACUGGGUCCUCAACCAGAUCUCAGGUGGCGCUAACCCUAACGUUGUCAUCUUCGAUGAUGAAACAGCUCUGCUCUGCCCUCAGCCACCAGAAACAAAUUCAGCAAGCAAGUCCUCGGAGAGUUGUGUGAACAGCUCAGUGCCAGGUAUGGAGGCAAGAAACGACCAGCUGUCUGCUGAGACCUGGAGCAGAGGGACGGCUUUAACAGAUCCUGUGUCAGGAGAAGCACUGCAGCCCGUCAAACUCCAUCAAACGUCAAGGCUUGCCAGGUGUGACUCAGAGUCCCGUGGUCGUAGACCUGGCCACCAGGUGCUCGCCUGCCAGCUCCCCCCUCCAGGCCUAACACCAGAAAGAGGCUCCAGUAUCCCUGUGGGUGGCAAGGUGGCUCCAUCCCUACUUGUGUCCACCUUACAGGGUCAUAAAAAUCACUCUGUCUCCUCACCUGCGACCAAUUUGCCCAUGGUGGCCCUACCAGGCGCUAAUGCUCCAGACAACAUAGUGCCCAGGAUCACUGGAGCACCCAAAGCCCUCCACCACAAUAAGGUGAUGAUGCAGGGAUCUUUAAAAGGAGGACCAGAGAGUGUGUUCCAGUUACAGAGGGAUUACACUUCUCAGCCUUCCUGGGAAAGUCUAUGCCAGGGUACGAGGAAAAGGCAAAAAAAACACAUGGAGACCCACGACCACCGAACCAAAGUGGUCUCUGCCGAAGAGCCACAGAAGAAGCAAAGUGCAAACACUACAAGGACCAAUCUGAUGGGCCAAAAACGCAAGGCCCCGCUCUCCAACCAGCAGCUGCUAGAUGAGCUCUUCUCUGCACAGCCCCCCAAAAAGAUGAGGACCCCUUCAUCUAAAUCCUCACAGCCCCUCCUCUGCAGCAUGGCUGCCCUUCGGCUGCGGCUUCAGCGGCUGUCGCAGCAGAACGGCUCAGUGCCGCGGGGCCCCAGUUGUAAACCGACUGGCCUCUCAGAGCGCCUGGGUCAUUUUAUGUGUUCUGAAAUGUAUCUUGAUCUGACUGAGCUGACCAAGACGCAGUUAAACAUGAUUGUUUCUCAUUCUUUAAGGACUCUAGGGGGAGCUGAGUAUACUCAGGCUUUGUGCACCAUGGAGAAGCAGUCUCCUGAGCUGGACGGAGGUACCAUCUUCUCUGAUCCCAGACUUGUGAGGGGGCUAAGUUUGACCUCCAAAGCCAUUUGUGUUCUGGUGGCCCAGUUACAGGUAGGUGUACAGUCUGCUUCACUUGAUGGGGACUUAAUGACUUUGACCAGUGUCUUGUUGUUCCAGGUGGUGGUUUGGCAGAAGACCAAGGUUGCUGAUCACAGAAGCGCCCUUCUUGCUACACUGGGGUCCAGUGCUGUUGCCAACCUGCUUCCUUGCCACCAUCAGCAAGAACAACCAGAGAUUUUAUUGGAUGGCUUUUUCCCGAAGCCUGGAGCAGAUCAUAGUUCUACAAGCUCAAGUAGCCCUGACAAAACAUUCAUCUUUGUCAACAAUCGACCUGUCCAAAACAAAGAUAUAAUGAAGUUGUUGCGUCAGCAUUACGCAGCGCAGUAUGCAGACGACUCGGCUCGAAAUCGCUAUCCCCACCUCAUGCUCAGGAUCACAGUUCCACCAUACUCCGUGGACGUCAAUCUGACACCGGACAAGACCCAAGUUCUUCUUCAUCAUAAGGAGUCUGUGCUGACUGCAGUAGAGACCAUGCUGGUUUCUCUCUAUGGCUUCCAGCCUACCGCCGACACCCCCCACACAAACCAGCCAGGUCACAUUAUAUCUUCCUCACCAGCUCAUUCUAUGCAGACUGACGCAUUACACCGAUAUGAUAAAGCUGCUGGGAAUAAUGGAUGUGUUGCUGAUGAAAGUGGCACCGUCUUCAAAGCAGCAUCUGAACACUUGGAUGUAAUGAUGUCCACAAGUAGGGAUGCUUCACUGGACCAUCAGACCACAAACAGCAGCUCAUCAUCCUCUGUAGCAGAUGACUGGGUCCUCAACCAGAUCUCAGGUGGCGCUAACCCUAACGUUGUCAUCUUCGAUGAUGAAACAGCUCUGCUCUGCCCUCAGCCACCAGAAACAAAUUCAGCAAGCAAGUCCUCGGAGAGUUGUGUGAACAGCUCAGUGCCAGGUAUGGAGGCAAGAAACGACCAGCUGUCUGCUGAGACCUGGAGCAGAGGGACGGCUUUAACAGAUCCUGUGUCAGGAGAAGCACUGCAGCCCGUCAAACUCCAUCAAACGUCAAGGCUUGCCAGGUGUGACUCAGGUGAGGUCAACAGCCAGAGCAGCUCAAACAAAACCAUGUUAAAUGCUAUAACGGAGAAACGGGCCGGUCUGACGGCCUACGACCUGAUCAGCAACCGUGCCAUGAAGACGCCACAGUCUCCGGCUGCCCUGUUUGAGAGGGAGGCCAGAGUUGAGGUCCUUAGGGAGAACCCCACAGCCAGCCUUCAGGACAUCAGCGACGCUGUUCACGAGAGGUGGAAAAAUCUGAGGGAGGAAGACCGUAAGAAGUACGAGGAAAAGGCAAAAAAACACAUGGAGACCCACGACCACCGAACCAAAGUGGUCUCUGCCGAAGAGCCACAGAAGAAGCAAAGUGCAAACACUACAAGGACCAAUCUGAUGGGCCAAAAACGCAAGGCCCCGCUCUCCAACCAGCAGCUGCUAGAUGAGCUCUUCUCUGCACAGCCCCCCAAAAAGAUGAGGACCCCUUCAUCUAAAUCCUCACAGCCCCUCCUCUGCAGCAUGGCUGCCCUUCGGCUGCGGCUUCAGCGGCUGUCGCAGCAGAACGGCUCAGUGCCGCGGGGCCCCCGUCUUGUAAACCGACUGGCCUCUCAGAGCGCCUGGGUCAUUUUAUGUGGUCAAAAGCUCAUGUUGUUAAAUCCAUUUCGGGUGGAGGAAGCCUUGCUGUUUAAGAGACUUCUGGAGAACAAUAUACUUCCAGCAGUGUGCCUGCAGAACCCGAUACCGUUAACAGAUGGGACUCUAGGGGGAGCUGAGUAUACUCAGGCUUUGUGCACCAUGGAGAAGCAGUCUCCUGAGCUGGACGGAGGUACCAUCUUCUCUGAUCCCAGACUUGUGGCAAAUGGGUUUAAAAUCAGAUUCACUCCAGGCCUCACCUCAGCCGAGACACAUCUGGAAGUGACAGCAAUGGCAGACUGCGUGCCGUACUUUGGCGUGGCGGACCUGAGGGAGGUUCUAACUGCUGUCGUGCACAGAAAGGCCAAGACUGUGCACGAGUGCCGGCCACUCAAAGUCACCAACUAUCUUCAAGGUGAAGCAGUCAGGCUGGCUCGCCAGCUGCCUACGAAUUUAUCCAGAAAAGACGUGGAAGAAAUCCUUCUACGGAUGGAACAACAGCUCGGCCAGAGCAGCCAGAACUGCACUCACGGUCGGCCGUUUCUUCAUCAUUUAUCCGAUGUCCCACGUACAGAGCUGGAAGCCAAGGCCCUGCUCGUACCCUUGGACUCGUAAAUAAGUAGACACAUCUUUGACAAGUCGCAGUCACUCUGUGUAAACAGCACUCACUCUGGAGGUGAUUAUCCUCCAACUCCAUGACCUGAAUUAUUUUUCAUUUUGCUCUCAUUCUCAAACACAAUAUUUCUUGUGCUUUUCUACCUGUCAAAAUUAAAUUGAACAUUUAAAUUUGU